GGACAACUGUCCGACGCUUCUGCUUCUUCUCACCCAACGAAGGCCUCACGGCACAGAAGAUCUGGUGUGGAAAAGCUGUGUUGAGAGAAGAAGCAAAGAUGACAUAUUUUCACACGAUGAACUGCUGCCUCACGACCUUCGGGCCCUUCGGCGUGCUCUACUACGGCACCGGACUGUAAGAAUGAGAAAAACAGAAGAGAGAUCUGCACAGCCGCCAUCUCCUCAAUCAAUCAUGCUGUGCUGCAGGUGGGAGUACAGCGGCGCGCUGGGGCUGUGCUUGUUUGCUGGGAUGUACUACACCGUCACACAGAUCAUUAAGGUGAAGCACGACAGCUGUUUGCAAGCUGAUCCAUCUGUGUGUGUGUGGUGUGCAGCUGUUGCUGCUCGUGACGAUCAUCCCAUCGGGCGAGACCACGUCGAUAUCGCAGGCGUGCAGGCAGAGGGAGCGAUUCAUCUGACGGCUCUUGGGUCAUGCCUGUGUCCGUGUCUGUCUGUCUGCGUAUGCCCAUGCAUCAGGAGCUCUUUCGCAACUGUGUCAACCUGGCUGACGCCGUGGGCAUGCACCUCAUGCUGCAGAGCAGGUGAGCAGCUGGAGCCAUACACACACACACAGGCACGGGCAGCCGGCUGGAGCAUGGCGUCUGUGUGUCUUACGCAGGCGGAGCGUUGGCUUCGAGCCCAACACGCGGCUUCUGGGCGUUGGCCUGGGUGAGAUGAGAUACGUAACAGAGAUCCGGCCCGUGCGUAUCUCACCAGCAUUCGACAGCAGUUUUCUGCCUGUGUGUGUAUCUGUGUGUCGUUGUGUGUGUGUCAGGCUGGGCGGCGGCUGACGCCAUCUUUCAGCACAUGAUCGCAUUCCUUGUCGGUGAGAGAGGGACAGAGAGAGGGACAGAGGGAGGGAGGGACGGAGGGAGGGAUUAGCAGAGAAGACAGGCAGAGCUUCAGACAGAGAGUGAAUAUGGCAAUAAGGGCGGCGUGAUGAAAACACAUAUUAGGAUCAACCAACUGACUCCACAAUGGAGACAAAGGGAAUGUUUUCCUGACCCCAGCACCCAAUCCGUGCAGCAGACAGGAGACGACCCUCGCCAUGCGCUGCUGCUGACAUGAAUGCAUGGAUUCGUCUGUCUGUGUGUGUGUGUGUGUGUGUGUGAAGGUGCGACCGGUGCCGAGUUCGAAUGGACCUUCAUUCAGAGGGCGAUAAGCUCCAAUAUCAACAUGGUAUACACGCGAGGCUGGCUGGCUGGAUGACACGCUUCUAUGCUGCUUGGUGUUUCGCCUGUCUGUCUGUCUGCAGAUCGCACAUUUGGUCUUCACCGUGCUUGUCUUCAUCUACGGCAGGAAACGGCUCUACGAAAAGUGAGCACAGUCUCCCACCCAAAUGGCCCUCAUUGCCUAUCCCUCCCUCCCUCCGUCCGCCUGUCCAUCCGUCAGGUACACGUACCCCGUCCUUGCCAUCGGUCUGCUGCACCUUGUCGGCAUGCCCACCAUACAAAGGUACACACACGCACACACAGACAGACAGACAGACAGACAGACGUCCCAAGCCACCACGCUCAUAAAGCCUCUGUCAUGCCCCCCGCCCAGUGUGUUCUUCACCUCGCCAUCUGCUGGUGGGGCAGAGGGGGGCGCCGUCAACCCCUGGAGCAGCGGUGUGGCGGGGUGGAGGUUUCUCAUGCUGCAGUUCGUCUUGGUCAACAUUGCCGCAGGAUACUGCUGGUGAGGGCAGUGCGGCACGGCAGUCGUUGUUGUGUCGAUGGGACAUCCACAUGGCUGUGUCUGUGAGUGUGUCCAGGUAUGUGUAUGGGUCGCGGACGGCAGCGGCGGACAAGGACAGAUGACAGACAGCUCCUUGACGACAGACACGUAUUGAUUAUUCGAUACGGUCUUAUCGAAUAAUCUCGUCG
Vitrella brassicaformis is the source of this 1904-nucleotide messenger RNA. Lineage: Eukaryota; Vitrellaceae. The record is from the annotation of a GenBank genome assembly.